UCGUUUUCCGUUGUCCGUUCUUCUCCAUGAUCAUCGCACAGAGUGUCAGAUCACCACCGUGAAGCAGCGCCAUCGGACCACCGCCACACACAGAGCCACCACAACACGCCGCCGCGAAAAGCACCAGAUCAUCACCCACCACCACCACCCCCUCUAUCGACAUCUUUUCUCUCGUUAUUCUCUGUCUCUCUCUCUCUGGUUCUGGAUAUAAAUUUAUUUUCUCUUCAUGUUUUGUUGCUUAGAAAUUGGAAAGAAGUUGAUUUCUGAAUAUGCUAGUACAACAAACUUACUCAACUUCUUAGUAUUAUGGAAGCUAAACUAACGCCUAUUAUUCUUUUCUUUUCUUGGCAACUAAAAAAAGGGCCGCCUAGAAUUGUUCUUUGAUUAGAGUUUUUAUCUAUUAAUUUUUUUUAUUGUGAAUGUAUUAGUAGUUGUAGUAGAUAGUAAUGGCUGCAAUUAGGUUUUCAAGAUUGAAAUCACUCUGUUCUUCUAUUAACCCCUCUUCAAGAAUUCAAUUUUGUCAUACGAAGAUUGCGAAAUACUAUGACUAUGUUGAUGUUAGACCCUCAUUUGCUUAUAUAAACCAUAAUUAUCACGAAACAGAAUCUGGGCUUACUCAGAAUUACUUCAAGGAUGGUUUUGGAAUGAGGGGGGUGGAAUCUCUUGUUGGUAGGCAAUAUAACAGGAUCAAUUUUGUCACUGCAUUUUCGCCAACACGGUCCAAUUUGAGUUUAAGGCAUAAUGUUUUGCCUAUUGGAAUCGUUCCUGCGUUGAAUUACCGGUCCUAUUCGUCAUCUUUCGGUGGCAAAGGGGAUAAAGCGAGGGACCAGGAAGUUUCAGCGGCUUCAGGUGCAGGUGAGCCCUCUGUUAGUGAAAGUGGUGUAGGUGGAAGUGAUUGGGUUGAUAUGGUUAAGGAUGCUUGGCAAUCAGCAAUAGAUGCAAUGACUUAUACUGGGGAAAGGGCUAAAGAAGUCUCUACUGAAUUGUCUCCUUAUGUUCAAAACUUGCUUGAUUCACAUCCCUAUCUUAGAGAUGUUAUUGCUCCAGUUGGUGGUACUUUGACUGCAACUAUAUUGGCUUGGGUGGCGAUGCCGAGGCUUUUAAGAAGAUUUCAUAAGUACUCAUCGCAAGGCCCGGCUGCAUUAUUAUCCGGGACCACGUUCUGGGGGUCAGUUCCUUAUGAGAAAAGCUUUUGGGGUGCUUUGGAGGAUCCACUGCGAUAUCUGAUUACUUUCAUGGCAUUUUCACAAAUAGGCAUGAUGGUGGCACCAACAACAAUUGCAUCACAAUAUAUUGCACCAGUUUGGCGGGGCGCUAUUAUUGUUGCAUUUGUUUGGUUUUUAUAUCGGUGGAAAACCAAUGUGAUUUCUCGUGCUUUGGCUUUUAGAAGCAUAGCAGGGGUUGAUCGGGAGAAGUUGUUAACUCUGGACAAAAUUUCAUCUGUUGGUCUAUUUGUCCUUGGAUUGAUGGCUUUAGCUGAGGCAUGCGGGGUGGCCGUGCAAUCUAUUUUGACAGUUGGUGGCAUUGGAG
This is a messenger RNA of Camellia sinensis, 1530 nucleotides long. The record is from RefSeq and is a predicted model, not a curated record. NCBI's taxonomy places the organism in Eukaryota, Viridiplantae, Streptophyta, Magnoliopsida, Ericales, Theaceae.